AUGGAUGUACAAAAGGAUGUAAUUGAUAAAAUAUUAAAAAAUGAUUUAAAUUCUGUUAAAAAUCUUUUAUCGAGUCACAAUAUAAAACCGGAUACAUACGAUGAACAUGGUAUGACUCUUUUACAACAUGCCGCCUAUAAAGGAAGCAAAGAAAUGGUACAAUUUUUAUUAGAUCAGGGUGCUGAUGUAAAUUCCACUAAGCAUGAUUACAGCUACACAACCCUUCAUUUUGCUGCUUUAUCAGGAAGUACAGAAGUUUGUCAAUUACUUUUAGAGCAUGGUGCUAAAACUCAUGCGACUAAUUCAGUCGGAAGAACUCCCUCUCAAAUGGCAGCUUUUGUCGGAAAUCAUGCUUGUGUUACCAUAAUUAAUAAUUUUGUACCCAAGUCUGAUAUUGAUUAUUAUACUGUACCAUCAGGUUUUGAAGUCGAACCAAAAUUACCAGCUUUGGCUUCUGGACCUUUACAUAAAUUUGUCAUGGAGUUUUUUUACCUAAGUAAAAUUAUUGAAAAAAUAAUCAAUUCAAAAAAAUAUGUUGGAGCUGCUGAAUUAUUGAUAAAAAAAAUUUUGCAAUCAACAAAUGGAGCUUAUCUGGAACAAUUUUUAAAAGAAAUUGUCGCUUCUUUUCAUAAUAGAGAGUGUACAACUUACAGACAAAUGGUUCGUGGUUUAAAUUCCAAAGAUAAUUCCGGUUAUGGAGCUCUUACAGUUAUUACUUCAGUAAUUAAUGGUCAGAGAGGAUUUAUCGACUCUGAUGUUGACUCGUGUGCAACCUGUGGAGAAGAAAAAAGAAGUAAAAAAUGUUCCAGGUGUAAAUCAGUACAAUAUUGCGAUAAAGAUUGUCAAAAGUAUCAUUGGUUUGUACAUAAAAAGGUUUGUGGAAAUCCAUCGACUGGAGAAAAUAAGGUAAAAACAAAUGAAAAUUCUAAACAAAGUGCUAUUCAAGAAGCAACAGCAGCAUUAGCAUCUGAAAUUAAUAAUUUAAAAGCAUCGUAG
Molecule: messenger RNA, 996 nt
Organism: Pediculus humanus corporis (human body louse)
Lineage: Eukaryota; Metazoa; Arthropoda; Insecta; Psocodea; Pediculidae
Product: ankyrin repeat and mynd domain-containing protein, putative
Exons: 6
Coding region: 1-996 (331 amino acids)
Molecular function (GO): protein binding
Source: RefSeq, a predicted model, not a curated record